Messenger RNA from Salvelinus sp. IW2-2015, 2326 nucleotides. Lineage: Eukaryota; Metazoa; Chordata; Actinopteri; Salmoniformes; Salmonidae. The record is from RefSeq and is a predicted model, not a curated record.
UGAAAUCUUGAGACAUCAGCAAAGACCCCACAGAUAACAUCAGUGACGUAGAGCUGGUAUGGGGCUUCCUUGACAGCGCGCAAGCGCAGGACUGUGGCUACAAUGUAGCAGGAUACAAAUCGAAUCAAUCACUAGUCUACGCGACUCCGCCCAUAAAGGAAUGAAUGAAACUGUAUAUGGGGAUACCGAUAGGACGUAUUCGUGACAUCAAGUGUUAGUCCGUUUUAACUUCAAAUCACUCAAUUGCCCUGAAGCACGUAAAAGGAAACGGGCGACAUGGACAGGCCUGUUGAACCACGACAUUUCUCAGCAUGCGAAGCCCGGUUGGACAAGCACAUUGCGGGACUUUGCAGCGUCGAUUUCCCGGUAGCUGUGGUUCUUCCAGCUGGUGGCAGUGGAGAAAGAACGGGGCUACUGACACCCAAACAGUUCUGUACGUUUCUCAACAGACCUCUGAUAAGCUACACAAUUCAAACUUUCGAGAGAGUGCCAUGGAUCCAAACCAUCGUUGUGGUGGUUGCCAAGGAGAGCUUAGAUUUGAUGAUGGACAUUAUCCAUCGCUUCCACCACAGAAAUGUCCUAGUGGUACAUGGCGGAUCCACUCGCCACAGAUCUAUAUUCAAUGGGGUCCGCGCCCUCAGUGAGGGAGAGGAUGGUAUGGCCCGCGUCAAACCAAAGGUGGUCAUCAUCCAUGAUGCAGUGCGGCCCUUUGUGGAAGAGGACUUCCUCCUCAAGAUAACAAUGGCUGCCAAAGAACAAGGGGCUGCUGGGGCUAUCCGACCUCUGGUUUCCACAGUGAUUGCUACCACAUUGGAGGGCUACCUGGACCAUUCUCUGGAGAGAACCAUGUACAGAGCCAGUGAGAUGCCCCAGGGAUUCAUCUAUGAUGUCAUCUACCAGGCUUAUCAAAGGUGCAGUGAGUCGGACUUUGAGUUUGGCACCGAGUGCCUUCAUCUGGCUCUGCAGUACUGUGGCACCAAUGCUAAACUCAUCGAGGGCCCGCCAACCCUGUGGAAGGUGACCUACAAACGAGAUCUGGCUGCAGCAGAGUCCAUUGUCAAAGAGACUCUCUCCCAGUCGGCCUGUGUUGUCACAGGUGGCUCUGCACAGGCUACAGAGCUGGCCAACGCUCUGCAGAGGAGCAUGAGCGCUUUGGACAUGGAGGUGGAUGUGAUCUCAGACUUGAUAGGAGACAAUGCCAAAUCUCUGUCAAAAGAGUGGAACUUUAUUCAYGUUUCUGUCAACAGUUCUUGCUUUUCUGAAGUUGGAAAAAUGCUGAGUGCGUUGGAGGAGGCAGACCGAGCACUCCUGCAUCCAGUGGUCAUUAUUUGGGUUUAUUUGAACGUGUCGGAGGACGGUUCGUCCGCCAGCGAGCCGAUGGGAGGAGAGCRGGCGGCCAUGAUGGAGCUCGCCACAGGAGCCAAGCUCGGAAAUAUUUUAGUCUAUGGCAUCCAGCUUCAUCACUCAAAGAUGCUGCAGGAAGCUACACUUUGGGGGCGGUCAGUGGAGAAGGUGGCCCAGAUGUCAUGUGCUCUGAUCCGGGACAGAAGCCCCGCSCUUACAGGACAGCUGCUCCAGGCGUGAGCCAACCCGGAAGAGCAGAUCACUUCGUCCAGCCUCGCCUCGGACCACCUUUAUCACUACCCACCUACGGCUUGGCCACAAGGUGUGUGUUUGKGAAACACUCCAAGCCUUCAAACUCUGUAUGUCAUGAACUGCASUAGAAAAAGGAACAGUGUGAUGGAUUGGGAAGAGUUUAACAUGAGACGGGUGUAUAUGAAGACAGUUCGCUUUGCAAGUGUGUGAGACUGUCUAUAGUCCUAUGGUCUGAGACUUCAAACAGUACUGUGUUUCAUUCACAUGAAGAAAUACUACAGUUUACUAUAGAAUACUACAGUACUUACUAUAUAAUUCUGUAGUAAACUCUAGUAUAAUAUACUACACACUGUAGUAUCCCUCGAUCAUGUGUAGUCCUUACUAUAGAGUGCUGUAGUAUGCAGUAGAAUACUAUAGUAAAUACUACAGUAAUGUCAGCAUUUUUUUUUUAAACUAUAGUAAAUACUGCAGGAUUUAAUUGGCAUACACCAUGCCCAUUACCCUCCCCCAUAUCCCUAUUUGUGCCACCCAUAAUUGUGUUCCCUACAGGUUAUAGAAAAGAUCAGAAGCUCUGAACUAUCCGUUCAGAACCCAGUCCUACCUACCUACAGGUUAUGGAACAUUUGCUCUUUUAGUAUUUCCCCAAUAGGUUUCCUGAAGGAAAAAAGCCUCCACUUCUAUGUAAAAGAUAAUAAAACUACAGUAAAUACUACAGUAAUGUCUGCAAAAA